CCAUCCCGUCCUGUCCCAUCCCGUCCCGUCCGUGCCGUGCCGGCAGGAGAGCAGAGCGAUGCUGCACUGGGGAUACGACGAGCACAACGGGCCUGCCCACUGGAAGGAGGUUUUUCCUGUUGCUAAUGGAGACCGUCAGUCACCCAUCGACAUCAAAACUGAGGAAACCAAGUAUGAUCCCUCCCUCCGUCCUCUAAAUCCCAAUUACGAUCCAGCUUCUGCUAAAAUCAUCCUUAACAACGGGCACUCCACCAGUGUGGAGUUCGAUGACACCAUCAACAGAUCAGUGCUGACUGGGGGGCCACUCAGCGGGACCUACAGGCUGCGCCAGAUUCACUUUCACUGGGGCUCCAACGAUGAAGCCGGCUCUGAGCACACAGUGGAUGGGAUGAAGUAUGCGGCAGAGCUUCAUGUGGUCCACUGGAAUGCAGAGAAGUAUUCCAGCUUUGUUGAGGCAGCUCGUCAGUCCGAUGGAUUAGCAGUCAUGGCUGUAUUUCUGAAGAUCGGUGAAUGCAACCCUCAGCUGAAGAAGAUUACUGACCGCUUAGACACCAUUAGAAUCAAGGGUAAAAAAGCGCUAUUCACAAACUUUGAUCCUAGCUGUCUGCUUCCCAAGUCCCUGGACUACUGGACUUACUUUGGCUCUCUUACUGUUCCACCUCUUCUUGAGAGUGUCAUCUGGAUUGUUCUGAGAGAACCCAUAAGUGUUUGUUCUGAACAGCUGGCCAAAUUCCGCAGCCUCCUGAGCACUGCUGAGGACGAGGUCGCCUGCUGCUUGCUGAGAAACUACCGGCCUCCCCAGCCUCUAAGAGGACGAGAAGUCAGAAGGAAUUAAAGGAGUGAAGCCAGAGUAGUCUCCCUCUGAAACCAAAGGCUGAAUUAAUUCUAAUAGUUAAUAUACUUAGUGAUUUUUAAUUUUUUUUUCAUGAGUUGUUGUAACAAGUAGGUGUUUUUUUAUUACUGGUUAUCGUACAGUCAUUUCACACAGACAGGUAUGUCCUGAGCUGUUGCAGAUUCAUUGACAGGUUGACAGGUCUGACUGUGUUUGAGUGCAUUGGUUUGGGAGCACAGAGGUCACUGCUAGUCAUAUGGGUCAGAUGUGGUAAAGGAGUUGCCCAGAAUUUCCCACCAAAUUAUUGGACAGGAUGCCUGAUAUUAUUGGCAGUACUGGAUGUUUUGGGUUUAUUCUUCUGAUCUCUAACAUAACAUUUAGCUUCUAUCUAAGACUUCACAAUGUAAUUCUCAAGGAAAAACUAUUUCAAUGAUGUUAUCAUUUCACUUUCCUACAAAAAGCAGUAAUGACUAACAGCAUUUAAGUAAAACAGAUGUUUAUAUGAUCCUGUUAUGCUCGCUGCUUCAUAGCAGGAAUCAUGUACUGAUUGAUGUUUUUUUUAAAAAGCAAAUAGUAAGGAUUUUGUAUAUUGCCUGAUCAUGUCAGGUGAAUUAGAUAUUCCUGAAUUUCAUAAUGUGUAGUGAUGAAAUUGUCCUGAAACCUGAAAACUGCAAGGUAGAAGGGCAUAGAGGAAUUGUUUGGGUCUAAAUGCAGUCUGUUGCAUUUGGUGAACAAUAAGGGACUAACUAUAACACUAUAUCCAUGUAGCAUCAGACUUUUAUCACUUAAAAUCAGAAGGCAGGGGUGGCUGUUGCUCCAGACUCUUUCAUGCCAGGCAAAUAGGAUGCUACAGGGUGAUCCACAUGGUGCAUACCCCACACCAUGCAGUGGAGCACAGCACUACUCAGGUAUGUAGUGUCUCAAGGUACUGGCUGAUGUUCUGCUGUCAUGGUUGAACUUAUGGUGGUUGCACUCACAUUCCAAGACCAAAGAGAACAUUCAGAGCAAGCCAAAGAAAUUGGAAUCAAGUCAAUAUCUAAUAAAAGGCCCAGCCCUCAAUAGCAAUAUGUUGAAAUGUCCGUCUUUAUGAAUUGCCUGUGUUUCUCUCAGGAGCUUUUGUUAUCUGAAUAUAAUUGUUUGGUUUAUGUCAGAUUUAUUUUUAUUAUUUUUAAUAAACUUGACAUAGGAUGUAGCUUAGGAUAGAAUUAGGUUUACUCUCAUACUGUGAUAAUUACGUAGUUACCAGUGAUACCUGGAAGAGGCAGCUAGAGGUUUCAUGGGCAGCAACAACCAUCAAUCUCUGUAGUACUUCUGACCAACUCAUCUUCCAUUAAUUAAUUUUUUAUAAGUUUUAUAGGCUCUGCCUUUUAUCUCAGUGGGUCUUUUGAUCUUAGAUGGACAAACAUGAGGGAAAUCACAAUCAUGAUUAAAUUUAUAUGCUACUUUAAUAAAUUAGACAUAGAGAUAUAGAUAUUUUAGCUUAGUUUAAGACAGGUGGACUUUUUUGUUUUCUCCUCCCCAGAAUAUAGCUAUUAUAUGCUGCAAGGCCUGCCAUUGCCUUUUGAAUGUUUUCUGAAAGAGAGCACAAAUAGACCAUUAGAGAAAUAAAGCAUUUAGCAGCAGCAGGUACAAGCAUUAAACAAAGGGAAAAACCCAGAAGCACUUUUUGUUUUCUGGCAUAGGGAGAAGAAUGCAGCUAAAAAGACCUCAGGAUAGUUCAUUCUAAAGGGCAUGUCAGGCAAGUGUGCAUGGAGAACGCGAGAGUGUGUUGUAUGUUUUCACACCCCUUUUUAGACUUAGUGUUAGAUUUGAUAUGUUUCCCUACCAAGUGAGUAGCUUCAGAAGAGGAAGCAAUAAGGCUACUGUUUCAUAUCAUAAACAAAAGUUUUACAUGUUUCUUGCAUAUUGAAAACAGUGGA
Messenger RNA from Myiozetetes cayanensis, 2751 nucleotides. Its product is annotated as carbonic anhydrase 13-like. Gene Ontology annotation, molecular function: zinc ion binding; carbonate dehydratase activity. Lineage: Eukaryota; Metazoa; Chordata; Aves; Passeriformes; Tyrannidae. Gene Ontology annotation, cellular component: cytoplasm. The record is from RefSeq and is a predicted model, not a curated record. Bases 59 to 835 code for a protein of 258 amino acids. The transcript is spliced from 7 exons.